AUGGCCGACUAUUCGCCGGUCGCAACAACCUUUGUCCUCCUCGGUGUCACGUGCUGCUGCCUCGGAUACCGCCUCGCCUACAUGAUUGCGCUCUUCGUUGGUCUCCUCGGUAGCCUCUUUACGUUCUACGUCUCGCCGCUCGCGGCGAUCGCACCCGUUGCGAUCGUCACCCUUGUCUUUUACGCCGGCCACCGCCACGGCGGUCUCGACGAGGCCAUGCGCUGGACCACACUGACCUUGAUCGCGCUGGCGAUGACGACCGUCGGUGCCAUUAGUACCUACGCGAUGCGUCCGAUUGUCGACGUCGCCUUUGGUAUCGUGGCCGGUGUCUGGGCAGCGGUCGUCGCCCUUCUCUUCCUCCGAUGCAGCGAGCGCACGGCGCUCAUCGUGGCAACCUCAACGCUCGGCGCAGCUCUCAUCAUGCACGGCAGCACGUUUGCG
Saprolegnia parasitica CBS 223.65 is the source of this 441-nucleotide messenger RNA. RefSeq lists its product as hypothetical. The annotation marks the transcript as partial. NCBI's taxonomy places the organism in Eukaryota, Oomycota, Saprolegniomycetes, Saprolegniales, Saprolegniaceae. The transcript has a single exon. The record is from RefSeq and is a predicted model, not a curated record.